Molecule: messenger RNA, 585 nt
Organism: Trachymyrmex cornetzi
Lineage: Eukaryota; Metazoa; Arthropoda; Insecta; Hymenoptera; Formicidae
Exons: 1
Coding region: 130-585 (151 amino acids)
Source: RefSeq, a predicted model, not a curated record
GUUAUGUUGUUACUCAUGUCUCUCACUUAUGCCGACAAGUUCGGCCAUUUUGAAUGUUCAGUUAAUUUUUGACAGCUGCUUUGCUUGCACGUGUUUUGGUUCGUCUUCGAUUUUUGCCUAUUCCAAGGAAUGGAUCAAAGAAUCUGUAUCAAAUUUUGUGUGAAAAACAAAAUUAAGUGCGCGGACGCAUUCCGAAUGUUGACUGCGGUAUAUGGUGAAGCUACCUUGAACCGAAGCAACGUUUAUUGGUGGUACAAAAUGUUCUCAGAGGGCCGAGAAGAUGUGAACGACGAAGAGCGUACCGGACGCACGAGCACGUCAACAACAGACGAAAACAUUGAUGAAGUGAAGAAAAUAGUAUUGGCCAAUCGUCGAAUCACCGUCAGAGAAGUUGCUGAGAACCUAAACAUAUCGAUUGGCUCGUGCCAUUCGAUUUUUACCAAUGAUUUGGGCAUGAGACGGGUCGCCGCGAAAUUCGUGCUAAAAUUGCUCAAUUUCGACCAAAAACAGCAUCGCAUUAACAUUGCUAAGGAGCACACUAAUAAUGCCGCAGCCACCGUGUUCCCCAGAUCUGGCCCCCUGUGA